Molecule: messenger RNA, 2133 nt
Organism: Bombus terrestris (buff-tailed bumblebee)
Lineage: Eukaryota; Metazoa; Arthropoda; Insecta; Hymenoptera; Apidae
Gene: msl-3
Product: male-specific lethal 3 homolog
Exons: 11
Coding region: 228-1760 (510 amino acids)
Biological process (GO): regulation of DNA-templated transcription; chromatin organization
Cellular component (GO): nucleus; MSL complex; NuA4 histone acetyltransferase complex
Source: RefSeq, a predicted model, not a curated record
UGUGUAUAAACAGUUACAACGAUACAGUUGUAUAAACGAUUUUAAUACCGGAAGACUUAAACAUAAACUUUCGUUCACACGAUAUUUAUAAUAUAUCAUGUGAAAAUCCAAUACAUUUAAUAAUUAUUAAUAAAAUCAAAUAAAAGGUUUUACGUGAUUUGGUCCAGAAAUUUCUGUAUGGUUGGUUAUUUUACAUUUGAAUGUAACAAGUUUGAGGUUAUGAAGAAAUGGUUUCUACUCGAGGGCCAAAAUUUAAAUUUUGUGACGGUGAAAAAGUCCUUUGUUAUGAACCUGAUCCUACGAAAGCAAAAGUAUUAUACGAUUCUAAGGUACUUGAUGUUAUAGUUAACAAAGAUCAAAGGGGACGUAAAGCUGUUGAGUAUCUGAUACAUUUCCAGGGUUGGAACUCUUCAUGGGAUCGUUGUGUGACAGAGGAAUAUGUAUUGAAAGACACAGAAGAAAAUCGCCAACUUCAACGAGAUUUAGCACAGAAAGCACAAUUGCAAUUAGGAGCAUAUCUGUAUCGAAGGGAACGCAAGAAAAGAAGUCAUAAAUUAUCCGAACGUUUAAAUGAAACUGAAAAUCAAGAACCAAGACGAAGGGCAAGAAGUGGUGGUAGCAGAGCAACAUCUGCAACAACUGGAUCAUCAGAAGAUGGCAGUUCAGGACAGCAUGCCGAUUAUGAUACCGAGGAAGUCAUUACUGAAGAAGAUACAGAAAGUAGUUCAGAUUAUGUUGGUGAAACAAGCGAUGAUGAAGACAGUGGUGGAGGUAGUCAAUCCGGUGCCAGUGUAAAACCAGGAAUUGAUCUUGAUAUAGGCACUACUUUAAGAAGGAUUUUGGACCAAGAUUACGACUUGAUAACUAAUAAAAAUAAGCUAGCUGUUCUCCCUGCACAACCUACUAUUGCAAAUAUUUUAGAAUCCUGGGUUCAACACUUUACGACAACACAAUUAACAAACAUUCCAGAAAAGCCACAAAGGAACAAAACGAAUAAUACAAUAGAAAAAACAAUUAACGAAAUAAACAUAUGCAGAGAAGUUGCUGAUGGAUUACGUAUAUAUUUCGAUUUUACAUUACACGAUCUCCUUUUAUAUAGACAAGAACAAGAACAAUAUUGUAAUUUAAAGUCUUCUUUCUUAUAUACUGAGCAUCCAACUCUUGUGAAAGAAGAACCAAUUGAAAACUCAGAAGUUUUAGUUAAAGAAGAAUACGAAGAUACCGAGUAUGCUCAUUUACCACCAUUUCAAGAACACGAUCAAGAAAUAGAUACGUCGAAAGUGGUAGCAAACUCUAAACGAAGAUUAAGAUCAUACAGAGUGAGUUCUAUCGAUGAAAAUAAACAAUUGAGGUCAUACGAAGAAAUUAAACAAGAUACAGGAAAUUUAUCGAGUAUUGCAAGUACAAGUUCUCGUUGUUCUAGCCCACGCGGUGUAACGUUACGAAUACCACCUGUUACAUCUGUGCAAGUCAAUGCUUUGCUUCAACAAUCGAACAAAUGGAGAUUAAUGCCUGAAUUUGCGAAACCCGAAGGUCCUCCAAAUCCUUCCACAUAUUAUGGUGCCAUUCACUUAACACGACUAUUUGUUAAGUUGCCAGACUUACUUCAAUUAACAGACAUACCACAUAAAAAGCUAAAGGUCCUACUGAAAUAUUUGGAUAUGUUUCUUAGCCAUUUAGAAAUGCACAGAGAAUGGUUUGGAGAACAAUUUUAUAUGCAAGUGGAAAGCCAAUUAAUGUCUCAAGCAAGUAAUUCUUAACAUAAUAGGAAUAAGCAGCAUACUUGCUUUAUAUUCGUUUACAAAUCGAUUGUGUAUACAUUAUGAACGUAUUACAUAAGAUGUAUAUCAAAGAUGUAUGUUUAUGAAUUUGGUAUAAGUGAUAAACUCUUUUGUAUUAAUUAACAAAAUGCUUUCUUAUAUGCCUUCCAUAAUGAAAUUUUAGCUUAUAAAUCCAUUUAUGUUAACAAUACAAACAACAGACCACAGUUAUGUGUAUGAAGUAAAAGACCUUGUAAAUUAGAUGUUGUGGUAAAAGUGUAAAUGAAAUUUUGAAACUUAUUAGGAUAAAAAGUAUAUAUUACAAAAGAUUAUAUUUAUAAUUUUUUUUUAAUAAAAUACUUUUGAUAAAAUA